UUACAGCACGCGUUCCCAGCAGGAUUAGCAGCCAGGUCGUGGGGCGGGCGCCCCGCAGCCGCGCUCCAGCCGCGCUCCGCACGCACCGAGAGAGCCGAGGGCGGCGGCUCCUCCGCACCCGCGCAGGGGAAAGGGCGAUCGUGGCUCCGCGGAUGCUGUUGGCUGUUGCCAUGGCUCCGGAAAGCCGGGGGAGCCCAAUGAGCGCUCUGCGGCAGCGCGGACGGCACCAGCCAUUUUGCUGAUGGGGAAACAAUGUGAUCUAUUCCGCUGCGCUUUACCGGGGAAUAAACAAUAAAACCCGUCGGAGGAAGCAGAAGAAACGGGCUUAUUAACUCUUGCAUAUGAGUUAAAUUAAUUUCUUCAGAGAAACCUUCAUAAAGGGCUAAAUAAACAAGGUCUACAUAUAAAAAAAUUUCUUACUUCCUCUGCAUUUGAGACACAGCUAAACUCGUCUGUCUGACUCACCAUAGAACAGUCUUUGAAGAGGAAAAGACUGCCUGUGUGGAAGACUGAGGGUAUAAGAGCAGUAGACUGUGACAAAUUGCCUCUGACAAGGGAACGGAGAGUUUAGUUUGGAGGGCUGUGGCAGGAAAGCUGGGAUUUAAGUGAGUUAAACAGACAAAGGAAAUCUGAAGACUUUUAUAGCAAAUCUUCCAGUGUCAAAAUGAACACAGAUAGCGGUGGGUGCGCUCGCAAACGUGCUGCAAUGUCUGUCACAUUAACAGCUGUGAAGAGAGUUCAGAGUUCUCCAAACCUAUUGGCCUCAGGGUCUGAUUCUCAGUCUCCAGAUUCAGCUUGGAGAUCUUACAAUGAUGGAAGCAGAGAGACACUGAAUGGAGAUGCUAGCAGUUCGUCUCUUACAGCAAAAGGUUUUAGGAGUGUGCGGCCAAAUCUACAGGAUAAAAAAUCACUAAAUCAGGCACCUCUGCCACCCCCUAGAAAAGAAAGUUUUCGGAAAGCAAGGGUGACUAAUAACAAGAGUGAAAUUAACCUCCAGGCAGUAACAACUAAACACCUUCCCACAGAUACUGCCUGUUACACUAAUGAGAAAUCUAUCCAGCCCGCAAUGUCUUCUCAAAUAUCUAACACAAUUGUGUCCUAUGCUCAAAAAAUUACUAAACCACUGACCUCAGUCUCCAGUGCAGGUGCAGUAGCUGGUAUUAGUACUACUCUCCAUCAAGGCCAAAUGCAACAGUCUCAAAAACGUAGGAUAUCUGCCCUGAAAUUAACCCAGACACGUGACUCAGCAAGUAGCAUUCGUUGUAAUACACAGCAACAGCUCAAGCCUGUUGAAGUGCCGGUAUUUCCACAAGGGCCUGUCUCACCUGCCUGUAACCCCGUGCCUGAGAUACACACAGCAUCUCUUUCCAUUCAGAUAGCUCCCAUCCCUGACAAUAAAGCAGAGCCUGAAAUCCAAGAACAUCCACCUAGUAUUUCUCCAGACACUUCAAAGAUGUCUUCAAAGGAUUUGGGACAAAAGUCUACAGUUCUUCCUUCUUCACAGGCUGCAGAAUGCCAUGUGCUUGGAAACGAGAAAAUAACUGCCCCUGUGAUGGAGGUAAAUGCUUCACAGACACACAGACAAACAGCAACAGAAGCUUCUCCACUGCCUCUUCCUCCUCCUGUGGUACCAGUUAACAGAGCCUCUUUCUCACCAGACAGUGGCACCCAUCUAGUACCAUAUUCUUUGCCAACGCUUGAUGAUUUUUUGCCUUCACGCUUUUAUAAAACCCCAGUCCUUUCACAGUUCUCAUAUAAAUGCCCAUACCUAGUUUCUGAAAGUGUUAUCCACAGGAACGAAACAGCCUCUGUAAGCACAGAUUCUGCCAUGAGUGAGUGCUCCUCCCGCGCAGUGAGUGAGUCCUCCACAGCCAUUCUAGAUGAGCUGCAGAUUUGUAGCUAUGAUACUACUGACUGCUCUGAAACACCUUCCCCAACCUUGAGCCAGAUGUCUGCUGUGUCAGAUGGCACCACCUUAACCAACACUGCUGCCACUUCUCAUGCUCAGAUCACAGUGAAUGGGAACUCUGGCACUGGUGCCAGCCCAGUGAGUCACUUUCAAAGGCCUUUUUCCCCUUCUUCAGCUUAUCCGCCACCAGCUUCGCUCAAUUCCAACAUUGUUAUCAUGCAGCAUGGCAGGAUGAUGGAGUCCACAGAGACAUACUCGCAGCAUGUUCAGACUGUUGGCAGCAGCACCACCACCAGUACAAUACCAAUCUGUAGAUCCUCAGAAGAAGAAAAAAAAAUUACAGUCAUUAAAGCUCCACAUUAUGCAGGGAUUGGGCCAGUAGAUGAAUCUGGAAUCCCUACAGCAAUUAGAACGACAGUUGACAGGCCGAAGGAUUGGUACAAGACAAUGUUCAAGCAAAUUCAUAUGGUCCAUAAGCCUGAUGACGACACAGACAUGUAUAAUACUGCAUAUGCAUACAGUACUGGUGGCUACUCUCCGUCCUUCUCUGCUCAGGCACAUCCAGCUGCAAAGACACAGACAUACAGACCAUUGUCUAAAAGUGCUUCUGACAGCAGCUCUGAUGCCUUUAAGGUCUCAUCCCCUUUACCACCUCCACAUGUGCCACCUCCAGUACCACCACAUCGUCUGAGGGAAAGGUCUACACCAGAAAAAAAUGACUGGGAUCCGCCUGACAGAAAGGUAGAUACCCGCAAGUUCCGUUCUGAACCAAGAAGUAUUUUUGAAUAUGAGCCAGGAAAGUCAUCAAUCCUUGAGCAUGAAAGACCGACUGAUCGCAUAAACCCAGAUGACAUAGAUUUAGAAAACGAACCCUGGUAUAAAUUCUUUUCAGAACUGGAGUUUGGACGUCCGCCACCUAAAAAGCUUUUGGACUAUGUUCGAGACAGUUCUUCUGGUGUUUCCAAUGAGACUUCCUUAUAUCAUCACUAUUCAACAGACAGAGGCCUGGACAGGCCCUCUAGCUCCGCAAGUACUGCGAGUGACUACAGAAAAAGAAGGAAGUCGGAACCUGCUGUUGGUCAUCAGAGGGUGCACAGCGAUCAGAAUGCAAACAGGCCAAGCCCGAGCCGUACAGAUAUGCAAGGCCCAUAUACCACCCUUAGAAAGCCUUUAACUAGCUCAUCUCCUUCUUCCCCAUCAAGAGCAAAAGGUGGGGAUAUUAGCAAAGUAUACCCAUCCCUUUUAAACUAUUCAGUGCACAACCACAACACCUCAAAUGAAUUAGAUUACUGUAGCACUUACAGACAACAUUUAGCUGUUCCAAAUGAUUCAAGAAGGGCAGUCAGCUACAAGAACGGCUGGCAAAUGACUCGUCAAAAUGCAGAAGUUUGGAGCAGCACAGAAGAAACUGCUUCUCCAAAGAGGAAAUCUCGUAGCUGUGAUGAUCUGUUAACAGAUGAUCGUGAUAGCUUUCCCGAUGCACAGGCCAAGUCUGAAAGUAUGGGCUCUCUGUUGUGUGAGGAGGACUCCAAAGAAGUUUGCUCAAUGAACUGGACCUCUCCAUAUGUUCCUGAGGGCCAUGGCAGUAGUAGGUCCAGAGUUCGCCACAGAUCUGCACAUGAUGCCCCAGGAUUCCUAAAAAUGUACAAGAAGAUGCACCGCAUCAAUCGCAAAGACUUGAUGAAUUCUGAGGUUAUCUGUUCUGUGAAGUCAAGGAUACUGCAGUAUGAAAAAGAACAACACAAAGGUAUUCUUCAAGGCUGGAGAGAGUCUUCUACUGAAGAGGUGCCCAGAGACAUGGUGCCAACGAGAAUAUCUGAAUUUGAAAAAUUAAUUCAGAAGUCAAAAUCAAUGCCGAACCUAGGUGAUGAAAUGUUGUCAACCGUUACACUAGAGCCUCCUAAAAAUGGCUUGUGUCCACAGAGGCGAUUUUCUAUUGAAUCCUUGCUGGAGGAAGAAGAUCAAGGCAGACAUCCAUCUCAGGUACAACGGAACUACAAGUCUAAAACCCUGGUGCCAAUUCAUAUUGAAGUGACCAGUGAUGAGCCACAAAGAUCACAUAUGGACUUUUCAGACAGUGAUCAGGAUGGAGUGGUUUCUGACCUCAGUGACUUUAUCCAGAUAGAGGGUUCAUCCUUUUGUAGUGAAAGUGACUUUGACCACUUUUCCUUCACGUCAUCUGAAAGCUUUUAUGGAUCAGGCCAUCACCAUCACCACCACCACCAUCAUCACCGGCAUCUCAUCAGCUCCUGCAAAGGGCGAUGUCCAGCAUCCUACACCCGCUUCACCACCAUGCUAAAACAUGAAAGGGCUAAACAAGAAACCACUGAAGAUCCAAGGAGACAGGAAGCAGAAUCUGGCCUCUCUAAGAUAGCAUUUCUAGUAAGUCCAGUGCCUUUCCGGAGGAAAAAAAGUGCAGCUCCUAAAAAACAAACUGAAAAGAAAAAAUGCAAAUCGUCUGUAUUUGAAGCAUUAGAUUCUGCACUUAAAGACAUCUGUGACCAAAUUAAAGCUGAAAAAAGAAGGGGAAGCUUGCCUGACAACAGUAUAUUACACAGACUUAUUACUGAGCUGCUUCCAGACAUUCCAGAAAGGAAUUCAUCUCUUAAAGCGCUGAAAAAGAGUCCCAUGCACCAGCCUUUUCAUCCACUGCCUCAAGAUGGUGCUAUCCAUUAUCCACUGUACCAGAAUGAUUGUGGAAGAUUACCUCUUAGUGCCUCUUUUCCAGAUAUGGACGCAACUAACAACAAUGAUAGUGCACUGUGUUUCCAAGUAGACCAGGAGUCUCCUGGAAGCUUUUCUUCUGCUUUCACUGAUGUGGGACGAUGUACUCCAAGGGAGAGAAGAGGAACUACAGACAAAGAGAAACUGCCAGCCAGAGCUGUAUAUGACUUUAAAGCUCAGACUUCUAAAGAGCUGUCCUUUAAGAAAGGAGAUACUGUCUAUAUCCUCAGGAAAAUUGAUCAAAACUGGUAUGAGGGUGAGCACCAUGGAAGAGUUGGAAUAUUCCCAAUUUCUUACGUUGAGAAACUUUCUCCCCCAGAAAAAGCACAGCCUGCCAGGCCACCCCCCCCUGCACAGAUUGGAGAGAUUGGAGAAGCUAUUGCCAAAUAUAAUUUCAGUGCAGACACAAACGUGGAGUUGUCACUUAGAAAGGGAGACAGAGUAAUUCUUCUUAAGCGAGUUGAUCAAAACUGGUAUGAAGGUAAAAUACCAGGAACCAACAGACAAGGCAUCUUCCCUGUUUCCUAUGUAGAAGUCAUCAAAAAGAACGCUUCAAAAACUGUUGAUGACUAUCCUGAUCCUCCGAUACCCCAAAGCUAUUCUAGUGACAGAAUACACCAGUUAAGUUCAACUAAGUUACCUUCCCAAGCACUGUCCCCACUUUCCAGACAUCUUUCCUCCUCUUGGUCAGACAUUGAUCAAAAGAUUCUCCAAGCUGCCACUAGUGACUGGUUUUCAAGGACUGUCGGUAUUUCACCAUCAAGCCCGUGCAUUUUACCUCCUUCACCAUUUCCAGACAGUUUUCUUUCUGACUUAGAAGAAAUCAAUUCUUUGGCAUUAACAUCCCAAUCAGUAGCGAUCUCCCCAGGUAAUAGCAUUCAUCAAGUUAAUGAUGAAUUAUUUAUUCCAAAUACAGAGGUCUCUCUCAGCUCUCCUACAGGUCCUCCUCUGUCCUUUCUUGUAUCUACCUCUGUCUCAUCUUCAGCCAGCUCAUCUCAUGGCAUAGCAUAUAAGCAUACCAGCAACAAUAUCGAACCACAACGAGAUAAAGACUUCAGAGAAAUACUUGACUCUUCAGUUAUCGAAGUACCUAGAGACUUGUCAGAUACUACAAGAGAAGGUGAGCAUGUUGGCACUGUCCCUAACAUCCCUUCGCCACAUGAAGGUGGCUCCAUCUCCAGAAUGCUAGCUGCAGCUGCUGGAAAUGAAGAGGAAAUCUGUACUGCAGAUAUGGCAGUUAAUAUAUGGGAUCAGUCAAAGUCUCAAGAAUCAGAUUUCUACAGAGAAGCACAAGACACAACAGAAAAACUGACAAGACUCUGUAUAGAGGAGGAUCAGCUCUAUAUAGAGGAGGAUCUGGGACAUGACAAUUUAGAAUUCCCGAUAGCAAGUGGAGGAGACUCUAUGAUGUGUUAUGAAGGAUACAAUUCACCAAAUAUUGAUAAGGCACAAGUUUUUCACUCUGUUCCUACAACAUCCCCGUCUACUGCUUCCCUCUCACCUACUCUCCUUUCUAAAACCUUACAUCAGCAGGAGACAGACUCACCAAAGGCUAAUUUAAAGAGACAGAUAUUUGUUUUGGGUAAACCUCCUCGUAGCCCAGUGAUGACUAAGAGAUCCUGCAGCUCACCUGUCAGAGGUCACAGCUAUUCACACAGGCCACAGCGCCCUGUGCUUGCUCAUGAAAACAUACAAAGUGGGGGGGAACCGUUUCAGGCUCUGUAUAACUAUACUCCUAGGAAUGAAGACGAAUUGGAGCUCAGAGAGGGAGAUGUCAUUGAUGUGAUGGAAAAAUGUGAUGAUGGAUGGUUUGUGGGAACCUCGAGAAGAACCAAAUUCUUUGGUACUUUCCCUGGAAACUAUGUCAAGAGGCUCUGAAAUUUUUUUUCUACUUAUUUAUGCUGCAUCUCUGCAACACAUCUGCAUAAAGCUGCUAGAAAACAUGCUGCGCUGGCCUUCUGUUUUCUUGCUUGCAGUCUAAGAGAAAGGCCAUCUAGUUCAUCCUCAUCCCAUCCCAUCCUCCAAACCGUUCCAGCAGUAUUACAGCAACGACCACGGUGUGAAUAACUAAGGUUUUCUAAAACAAGAAGCAGCAUUUCAACAUUUAAGUACUCCCUGCUUUAAAGCCUUUCCAUUUGAAACACGGUAGGCAAAGC
Cuculus canorus (common cuckoo) is the source of this 6789-nucleotide messenger RNA. It is a transcript of the gene SORBS2, whose product is annotated as sorbin and SH3 domain containing 2. Gene Ontology annotation, cellular component: neuronal cell body; dendrite; synapse. The record is from RefSeq and is a predicted model, not a curated record. Lineage: Eukaryota; Metazoa; Chordata; Aves; Cuculiformes; Cuculidae. Gene Ontology annotation, molecular function: protein binding. Bases 665 to 6511 code for a protein of 1948 amino acids. The transcript is spliced from 31 exons. Gene Ontology annotation, biological process: Notch signaling pathway.